GCUUUGUGGCCACAGCUUGUCUAUGGGGGAAAAAGGCAAUGUGCAUUGUUGAAUGACAAAGGAAAUGGGGCGGAAAAUUAAAGAAUCUUUCUACAAUGGUGAUGGGGAUGCGGGCACCCACAGCUGUGAUGUGAAAUCCAAAGAGGGAGGAGAGCUCAUGACUCUAGGGCUAUUUCCACUCCCCCUUUCCCCUUACAAAAUUCCAUUUCUGCCUCUUUUCUUAGUUCAUCCUCCACUAGGGAGGAAAUAUUAGCUUCUUUGUCAUCUGGUUAUUGAUGAAGCGGGCAAAUUGAGAAAUACUGAUUGCAGUCUUUCUUAACAGAAAAAAUUCAGAUUCCAAUUUGCUUCCCCAGAUAUUGUGUCUGGACCUGAGUUGUGAACGUCUCCAUAUGUAGAUACAGGUAUUUUUAAUGCUGUUGUGACUUUGUUUUGCACGAACUUGACAUUGUGUUUGCAGGAUUGCAGUGCUCCCAAGGAAAUGAAUAAACAGCCAGCCAACAGCCCGGAGGCGGCGGCGGCGCAGGGCCAUCCGGAUGGCCCAUGUGCUCCCAGGACGAGCCCGGAGCAGGAGCUUCCCGCGGCUGCUGCCCCGCCGCCGCCACGUGUGCCCAGGUCCGCUUCCACCGGCGCCCAAACUUUCCAGUCAGCGGACGCGCGAGCCUGCGAGGCUGAGCAGCCAGGAGUGGGGUCUUGCAAACUCAGUAGCCCGCGGGCGCAGGCGGCCUCAGCAGCUCUGCGGGACUUGAGAGAGGCGCAAGGCGCGCAGGCCGUCCCCCUUCCUGGGAGCUCCGGGCCCAGCAACGCGCUGCACUGUAAGAUCCAUGCUCUGCGAGGCCCGGAGGGGGAUGCGAACGUGAGUGUGGGCAAGGGCACCCUGGAGCGGAACAAUACCCCUGCCGUGGGCUGGGUGAACAUGAGCCAGAGCACCGUGGUGCUGGGCACGGAUGGAAUCACGUCCGUGCUCCCGGGCAGCGUGGCCACCGUUGCCACCCAGGUAAGCGGUUGCAUUCGGCCCGCACAGUGUCCUGCUCUCCAGCUGCGCGAGAGAGGCCAGCCGGGCCGUGGCGGGUGCACGUGUGCUGAUGGGGAAACCGGUUGGCAGUGCCAGGUGAUGGAUGCGGGAGGCGGCUUUGGGGCUUCGGAAGCUCGCACUGCGCUGGGGUCGGCAGUUCAGGGCGCGAGGGCUGCAGUGACCCUGCCAGAGGGGCCACGACCUGCCCCUUCCCAGCCUUGGCUGUAGUGGGAAUCCAGGU
This is a messenger RNA of Chlorocebus sabaeus (green monkey), 1253 nucleotides long. Lineage: Eukaryota; Metazoa; Chordata; Mammalia; Primates; Cercopithecidae. The record is from RefSeq and is a predicted model, not a curated record.